Molecule: messenger RNA, 1496 nt
Organism: Ipomoea nil (Japanese morning glory)
Lineage: Eukaryota; Viridiplantae; Streptophyta; Magnoliopsida; Solanales; Convolvulaceae
Product: upstream activation factor subunit spp27-like
Exons: 6
Coding region: 141-1160 (339 amino acids)
Cellular component (GO): nucleus
Source: RefSeq, a predicted model, not a curated record
CACGUGUGACCCUUACCCCACUAAAUCCAUACCUUUCCUCUUCCAUCCACCGGAGCCCCAAAAUCGGUAUUUUCUCAGCGUCCCAAAUUCCAGACCUAACUUCACCCAAACGUCACCUCACACACUGUACGGACCGGAAAAUGGUCUCCGACGCGGACCUCGUCAGCCGCCUCAGGGAGUUCCUCAGCACGUCGGACCUCAACACCACCACCAACGCCACCGUCCGCCGCCAACUCGAGGCGGACUUCGGUAUCGAUUUGUCCGAUAGAAAGGCCUUUCUCCGUGAACAGAUUAAUCUUUACCUUGAGCAAGCUCAGGCGCAAAAUGCGGUGAAGGAAGAGGAGGAGCGGCCUGUGGAGGAGAGUGUCCGCGGUGGAGAACAGGAAGACGAGAAGGAAUCGGCCGCGGCCGCGGAGAAUGAGGUGGAGGAAGGAGAAGAAGAGUCUGAGGAAACGGAAGAAGAGGAGGCGGAGUUGAAAAAAACUAGUAACGGAAGGAAAGCUGCAAAGAAAAGGUCCAAGAAGCAGAAUAAAGAGGUCAGUAGGAGAGGUGGUGGAUUUACCAAACUAUGUGGUCUUUCUUCCCAACUUCAGAAGUUCACCGGGGUACCGCAAAUGGCAAGAACUCAGGUGGUAAAGCAACUGUGGAACUAUAUUCGGGAAAAUAAUUUGCAAGACCCAUCUAAUAAGCGGAAUAUAAAUUGUGAUGAUACAUUGCGUGAACUUUUUGAGGUGGAUGCCAUAGACAUGUUUCAAAUGAACAAGGCCCUAUCAAAGCAUAUUUUUCAGUUGGACUCUGAUGGGGCUUCUGUGUCAGUUAAUUCAACAGAAUCAACACCAAAGGAAAAGAAACGGAAGAAAGAGAGUGAUGAAGAUUCAGAUGAGCCAAAGGGUGGGGAAAAGCGGCAGAAGGGAGGGAUUCUUGCUCCACUUCGACUCUCUGAUGCUUUAGCGGAGUUCCUUGGUACUGGUGAAAGUGAAUUGCCUAGGUCCAAUGUUAUCAAGAGAAUAUGGGAUUACAUUAAGCAAAACAACUUGCAGGAUCCAUCUGAUAGGAGAAGAAUAAUAUGUGAUGAGAAGCUGAAGGAGCUCUUUAAUGUCGACACUUUCAAUGGAUUUUCGGUCUCAAAACUCCUAACUAGUCACUUUAUAAAGACGUAGCAGUGAGCUGUUGGACUGUCCUCAAUGGAUCUUGGAAUUUUGCGUGGAGUUCAAACUGCAACACUAACUGUUUUUUGGUAAUCUCAUGUAAUUUAUUACUACGAAUAGUGUUGGUUGGAUGUGGGAAGAGGGGGGGUCUGGUGAGGGGGAGAUAAAGAACUCCUUUCAGUUCUACUGUCUUCCUCUGUUUUUCAAGUUUGUUUUCUAAUAUAGAUUCAUCCUUUGGAAAACAAUGCGGCAAUACUUACACGCCUUAUUUUUUUACUUUGCUAAUGUAUUAUAUUAUCAUACACCUGUAAAUUUUACGAGAUAUAUGGAAGCUGAAUAUGGCAAACA